This is a messenger RNA of Owenia fusiformis, 7373 nucleotides long. NCBI's taxonomy places the organism in Eukaryota, Metazoa, Annelida, Polychaeta, Sabellida, Oweniidae. The record is from the annotation of a GenBank genome assembly.
AUGGAUUACUUCCAUAUGAUUCAUGCUGAACAGUCACAGAUAUUGAAAUACCUUGCAGUAUUUAUGAUCACAAUUGCAGUAUCAGGACAAGAUGUACAGUAUGCAUCCCCUGUUUUGGAUGGAGGAAAUUUUGAGAAGAUUACAAAUGUCAAUACGACCUUCUCUGUCAACUGCCAAGGAGAGUUUCAGCUUGGAUGGACCUACCCUGAUAACAAAAGAAACCUUCUCAAGGAUUUCGACCUGAAAGAUCGAGUGACAAUAACGAAUCAAAAUGUUACAACGACAAACAGUUUUCAGUUUUCUAGUGAACUGAGAGUGAGGAGCAGUAAGGUGACAGAUACGGGACAAUACACAUGUAGAUAUAUCAAUGCUCCAAGUGGUGUGAAAACUCAUGCAAAAAGUGUCUAUGUUUUUGUAUCAGAUUCUGAGAAACUGUUUCUCCCUUAUACAAUGCAGCCAUUUUUUGUGGCUGCUCUUCAAUACAAACGUGCCAUCGUCCCAUGUCGGGUUUCUCAUCCUGGCACCUUAGUCUCGCUUUGGAAAGGAAACAUUGGCGCAACCAAUGCAGAGGAACUCAACCUAACUGCAACAGAUGAUAUCAGAUAUGACGCACAUACUGGCUACACAUUGCUCUACCCGAACUUUUACUUCACCGGUGCCUUUUUCUGCAAGGCAUCUAUGGGAAAUGUCACCGACACUUUUUCAGCUAUAAUAUUUUUUCAGCCUGGAACUGGUGGCCUACCCCAGCCUGAUAUUUCACCAGAUAUUGACAUUGAGGAUGGUGUGGCAGUUGGACAAGACUUCAAGUUAACUUGUAGAGUUAGGGUUGACAAAGGGGUUCUCGUCCACAUGGAAUGGUCAUAUAGGGCCAAAUCUGAGUCUGAUCCCAGAAUUGUUGAGAUCCCACCAAAGAUGAUCAACAAAAGCGCAGAACAUUAUGACUACAGUGAGAUCAUUGGAGAAUUACAUGUAUACAGAAGCCAGUUGUCAGACACAGGCAUUUACCGGUGUAGUGUUACCAAACAUGAUGGCAAGCGGAAUCAUCACGAGGUUGAUAUUUAUAUUAGAGAGACACAAAAGCUCAGUCUUUCACCCCCUACUCAAAAUGUGGAAGGAGAUGUUGGCAUGGAACUAUUGAGACUCGAGGUCAACUUGGUUGCAUUUCCUCGGCCAACCAUCAAAUGGUACAAAGAUGAUGUAAGGCUGUAUAAAAGUGCUCGCUUCAUAAUGGGGCAAAGCUCAGCUGACAGGAAAGCAUAUUUAACUAUCAAAGAGGUAGAACAGAGAGACACUGGGAGUUAUAUGGUUGUAGGAAAAACACAAAAUUUGACCGCUUCUGCAGUUGUUGAACUUCAAAUAAAUGUACCAGCAAGAAUCAACCACCUGGUCAGUAUGAAAUGUGAACAAGAAGAUCCCUGCUUGCCCUUUUAUAAAGCUGGAGAGAUCUUUGUUUUGGAGUGUGAGUAUGCAGGGUUCCCAACACCAGAUGUCACAUGGCAGUAUCAGUCUUGUUAUGAAGCAGUUGGUUGUUCAACUGAUUGGACAGAUGUAAGGAGUGUGCCAUCUGGAAACAACGAAGAGUUCAUCAACAUUGAAGGUGACCUUACUGGCAUUAUGAAAAGUCAGCUAAGUGUAACAGCCAAAUCGUCUGUAAAUUAUCGCUGCCUUGUUGAAAAUAAACUCGGAAGUGACUGGCAGGAAGACGGGGAUAUCGAAUUUUUGGUCUCAGAUGCUCCUGAGCAUGGUUUCUCUAUGAGCACCACAUCCAAUGCGGUAGAAGGCGAUACAAUCCAUGUCUCCUGCGUGGGUAAUCUGAUUGGUUAUUUUGAUCUGGACUUUGAUACAGAUAGGCCUAAUCUUAAAGAAACCCCAUCACGUGUUUCUAUCAGAGAAUACAGCACUAAAUAUUCACAAGUGUUUAAUGCUACUAUACAAGAUGCAAACGCUGCACAAGACAAUGGCGCUUAUCAUUGUUUGGCAAAGACAAACAGAGAGAAUCUGAAAGAGAGGGAUCCGUUAUACAAUUCAAACCCUGUGACAGACUUCUAUGUUGGAAGGGUAGUCAAUGUGAACUUAGAACCAGUGAAACCACCUUACUUUGAAACAGAUUUAGCAGACAAAAAGAUUCAGAUAGAAAUAGGGGAACAGCAUACAUUUGAAUGUGUGGCAGAGGGCGCUCCCGAUCCAGAGAUCACAUGGUCAAAACAAGGAGAAUCCAUAGAAAAUGUAGAAGGAUUACACAAAGUUUCUCCAAGUGGUGAAAUGUUAACUGUUAUGAAUGCAACCCGCAAUGAUUCCGGAAUCUAUACUUGUGAAGCCACCAAUAGAGGGGGCAAUGCAUCAAGUAGCGCAACGUUAUAUGUGGGAUCUAUUGACCCCCUACCCAUUGCACAAAAUCAUACAGCAGGACUAACAGGGGGGCAGAUCGCAUUGGUUGUACUUAUACCAUGCAUUAUAUUAGUCCUUGUUGUCAUAAUCGCGGCUAUUGCCAUACGUAGAAUGAAAUACAAACGUCAUAAGCAAGACCUCACUGCGCUGUUAUUGGCUGGCCAAGGAGACUACAAUCCAGACAUACCAAUGGAAGAACAGACGGAUAGUAUAGCCUAUGACCCAAGAUGGGAAUUUCCGAAAGAACGUCUCAAUUUUGGUAUGGUGUUAGGUGCAGGAGCAUUUGGAAGAGUUGUCAAGGCAGAUGCAGUCGGUCUGAAUGAUUAUGAGUCAAGCACCCCUGUAGCAGUCAAAAUGGUCAAAGAUUGCACUGAUUAUGACCAAAUGAAAUCACUGAUGUCAGAGCUUAAGAUAAUGAUUCACAUCGGCUCCCACCUUAAUGUAUUGAACCUACUUGGUGCAGUUACCAAGGACAUAGCAAGUGGUGAACUAUACAUAAUGAUGGAGUACUGUCCUCAUGGAAACCUACGCAACUAUUUACUGAAGCAUCGUGCAACAUUCCGUGAUGUCACAGACGAUGAAGAUGUGUUUGAGAUGCCUAAAAAACCAGGAGCAGAUCAGAACCUCUCACCUGCUCAACUUAAAAAAUUAGAGGCAGAAGGUGGCGCCACUGGUGGCCCGAGUGAUGAUCUACAUUAUGUUAACGUGCCUGAAUCACAUAGAGAGCCCCCUGUCACAACCAAAGAUUUGAUUUGUUUCUCAUAUCAAAUUGCACGUGGACUGGAAUAUCUUGCAUCAAGAAAAUUUGUCCAUAGAGAUAUUGCAGCGAGGAACAUACUUGUUGCCGAGGAUCGCGUCAUGAAAAUUGCAGAUUUUGGUCUUGCUAAGGAUGUGUAUAAAUAUGAGGAAUAUGUCAAAAAGGGGGCGGGAGCUCUACCAAUCAAAUGGCUUGCCUUAGAAUCUCUAACACACAAAGUAUUCUCAGUAAAAACAGAUGUGUGGGCGUAUGGAAUAUUGUUGUAUGAAACUUUCUCACUAGGGGGCACUCCUUAUCCCGGAGUUGAUCUUGAUGCUACUUUUAUUGAAAAAUUGAAAAAUGGAUACAGAAUGGAGAAACCACAAUUUGCUUCAUUCCAAAUCUACCAAUUGAUGAAGAUGUGCUGGGAGGCAGAACCUGAAGAUAGACCAACCUUCUCAGAAAUAACAGAACGUGUUGGAAAUCUACUUGAAGCCAAUAUUAAACAGCAAUACAUAGAUCUGAACAUCCCAUAUGCUGCAAUACAACUUCCUUCAGAGAAUGGGCCUACCACUCCGACAAGCCCCAGUACGGCACUUCUGAAUGGGGCAAAUAACUACUCACGAAUGAAAGAGGACCCAGUGGAUCAUGGUGAAGACAUAGAACUUGAAAAUAUCAAAGUCGAGGACCCUGAUUCUCAUAAACCACAAGCACCACCAAAUGAAUAUGAGGAUUAUAGAAAAAAGAAAACCAAAUAUAAAACUAAUGAUGGAAAUGAGUUGAAACCAAUGUUGAGGGUUAAUAUGCCCCCUGAGGGGUCCCCGUCCCCUGGACAUCGUCGCAAAAAUCCUUUAUACGCAGAUGUUCUCCCAGAAGAUCAGGCAAUUGAGCUUGAAGAUCCAUCAGAGACAGAUGGUUUAUUAGAGGACAUUCCCCCAACACCUCCUCCCCCACCAAGGGAAGAGUCACUCCCAGAGCCUCUUCCUCCGAAGAGGAUCAUCAAUGAUGGCUACACAGAGCCUAUUUCACGUCAAGACUCUGCUCCAUAUCCAGAUACUGCUCCGGCAAUGCCCCCUCAACGUCGAACAAAUCCACUUUACGUCACAGAUCCAAUUCAAAAUGAGGCUCCAAGCUAUAAUAGGACUACAUCAAAUAAUUCAGAACAUUCACUAGAUGAACCCCCUACUGAGCAAGCACCUCCAAGGCCAACUCCAGCUAGGGAUCUUAACGAACCUGCAUUGUCAGAUGCAUCGUCUGGUUUCCAUGACGAUGGAGCUCUUGAGGCUCCAGGAUUAAGUGUUAAUGUAAAAGAUGUUACUAAGGAUGAAAUUAAUGUAUAGUCAUAUAUCACAUAGUCAUAUAUUGUGCAUAUAGUCAUAAUCAAUUUUUAUAAUGUAGUCAUUACCAUGGAAAUUAGUUAUAUGUAUGAUAUACAGUGAAACAUGUUUCAGUUGAACACCCUUGGUUCCGCUAAAAGUGUUCCAUUUAGGAUGUGUUUCACUUAUAAGGGCUCCACAUUCAAAGGAGUUCUUCUUAUAGAGGAAUUCCUUUGGACAGAUUUUACUGUAUGCCACAUUUUUAGUACAUGACAUACAAUACAAAUUGAAGUAUAUAUUAUGACUGAAGUUUUAAUUUAAAGCAGAUUCAUGCACAUGUUUUAGAUACUGAAUAAGAAACAAAGAUUUUUGCUCACAUACGUUCAGUAAAAUCUUUGUAUUAUGUAAUGAUUUUAAAUUCUGUUUAUUGACAAAAUGAGAUUUUUAUAUCAUAUUAUUACUAUGUAACCAGCCUUAUGAGGAUUUUUAGAAUAUUGUGAUUGCACUGAAUUGUACAAUUCAAAAUGGUGGCAUUUAUGGUUAUUUCCUUCAACCAAAUGUAUUGCUACAAUUUUGCUAACUAACGUUAGUGUUUGAUGUGCUCAUCCUGUGAGUAUUUACACUAAAUUAUGAGAAUUCAAGCGCUGUAUUGUAUUGUAUGAUUACUGUAUUAUAAUAGAUUUGAUGAAAAGUUUAAGAAUCACGAAUUUUCAAAACAUACAUACACUGAAAAUGAUGCUGUCUUACAUAUACUUAUAAUUAUGUACAUUGUAUAUAAAUGUACAUAGGUAACUGGAAGGAUAUUUCAUGUAUUAAUGUAUAAAAUUGUAUACACUUAACGUUUUACACAUCUCAACGUUGAGACCAGACACUGCCUUGAGCCAAACCCUUUAUGAAAGCUGACAUGAAUGGUGUUCUAGUUUUUCUUUCAUGCUUGAAGCUUUCUUGCUUUAAUUGCCUUCAAAGUUGUAAUUCUCAAAAUCAUUUUGGUGAUGUGAUACAAUGAUAAAGGUUAUGACCAAUCAUAUUGCUUUGAUAUAUGUAGAUUAAUCUAUUGAAUUGCUUUUGUAAAUGUAGCUUAGUAAUUGACCAAUCGGAUUGCUGCAUUAGUAUGGUAAUUGACCAAUCAGAUUCCUUAGACAUGACAUGUGUUUUACACUUUGAUAUAUGAAAAUAUUAUAUUUGUAUUAUGCAAGAGAAGUGCCUUUUACAGGAAUUGCAUUAGUAAUACAUAAUUAUAGAAUUGUUUAAUUUAAGGCAGUUGGGAUUAUAUAGUUUAAAGGAAAUACAAGAUUUUACACAUUUAUUUUUAUAAUUUGUAGUGUAGAUUUUUAAAUUCAUUUUUGCUUCUAAUGCUUUUUGUUUGUAGUCCAUUUAAUAAUUAUUUGAUUUUUAAUUGCUGCUCAGUAUUUUCAAUGUUUUAGGAUGAUAGGAUUUUGGUCACUUUUUUCCAUUAUCUUGUUGAAUCCUUGGAGCUAUGGAAACGUCUAUCACAUAAAUGUCCCAUAAAUAACUUUACCCAUUAUUAUUAUUGUUCAAUCUACAAAAAGUGAUGUAUUUAAAUGAGUGUAAUGUAUCUAUAAUUAGUGAUAUCACCAAAAUGAUAUCUGAUUCACCAUAAUGUAAAUCACAUAUAUUUGAAUAAUCAUGACAGAAUCUGGCAAAAUCUGAAAAUGCUCUGGUAUUCAAUAUGAUAUAAAACUGUUGUCAGAAUUAAAAUUUUGAGAUGACAUUUUAUAUGGUCAGAUCUAAAUGACUAUAAUCAGUAAUUAUUUGUUGCCAAUAAAUGUCCAUUGUUUGUACAGGGUGACCCAAAAAACAGAACCUCAGAAUAUGAGUUAUGCUCUUUUGGGUAACUAUGUACUUUAGAUAUUUUUGUUCUAGUAUGACCAAUAACAUUUUACUUUGUGAAGUAUUUUUUCUUUUUUUUAAUGAAUGAUUUAGAAAAUCAACACAAUGCUAACAGUAUUAUUAAUUGUAGUUGCAGAGUGAAACAUGUACAUGUAUAUCAAAUGCCAAUUACAGUAUCCAAUAUGGGACACAUUUUCUGAGAUUUGCAAAAGUUGGAGUGCACUAUUUUCAAAUUAUUUUUUGUGGGGAAUUGACACUUUUGUAUCAGUGGCACUUAACUAAAUAAUCAUGUGUGUAUUAAUCAUGUGUGUACAACGAUGUUGGAUGAAAUGAUUAUAAAAAUCAAAAGUUAGAAUCAAAGCCCCUCUAUGUGUUAUAGAAGUACCCAGCAAAAAAUAUGAACUUUGAUAAAAUUGGAAUGAGUAUUAUUUGCAUAAUCAAAUGUGUCAUUUGACUGCAGGAAUAAGAAAAAAUUGUUGGCACCUAUGUGAAAAUCCAAUUUUUUCAGUGUUAUUUCAUUGUUGUAGUGAUUUUACAUGUAUGAGUGAAUUUUGAAAUACUAGAAUAAUUGGUGCUAUAGAUAUUGUACAGAACAUAGAAUUGUAAGAACAUUUAAAGCUGUUCAAGAGGAAUACAGUUGGACCUGUGUAAGCGAAUUACUCUUGAGACCACAAAAAGUUGCUCCACUCAGAGAGUGUUCCAUUUACAGAGGUUCUUUAACAUGGGGUCAAUGGGUCAUGACACUUUUACUGAAAUUCCCUCCAUCCAUGUGUGUUCUUAUGUGUGUUCUUUAUGUAUUUAACCACAUAGCAAAACACCAUGCGCAUACUUUGGUGUGGUCUCUAUAAGGCACACGUCAUAUAUCAAUGUGUUGCAAAAAUAAUCUUGUAAGGGGAGGGGCACAAACAUGGAGAUUGAAGGUAAUAAUGUUAUUUCCAAAGCAUUGAUAUUUUGACCCAAGCCUUCAUAAUGUAUGUAUGUAUUUUAUAAGCUGCCUAUAUUUGCUGCUCAUGACUAUAAUAUAAAACAUAUACAUGUACUUUAUACCAGUGGAUAAAUAAACAAAUAAUGUAUAAAAUAUA